AAUACAGUUCACACAGUCGAUAGCAUAGAUGUCUCUUUAGAAUUUAGAGUAGGACUACCGAGUAUUAUUUUUGUUUUGAUAAAUUCGAUGUUCGAUUACAUUAGUGGGUCUAUUUCGUUGAUAGUGACCAGUGCGUAUGUUGUGUAGUGGAUAUUGCAAAUUAAGAAAGCUGUUUGUAUGAAGACUGACACACCUACAACUGAAACUAGUAUCAACGUAGACCUGUACCCUGAGUGUUGGAAGUGAGGGACAUUCGGAAGGUAUCGCCCACCGACUCCGAACUGGAGGAUCAACUGGUUCGAGUAUUAGAAAAGAAUACAGAACUGACUAUCCAAAAUAAGGAUCUUCAAAAGCAAGUUCAACGACUUCAAAAUGUGAAGGGAGCUGACAACCUCCGUCAGGGGGACAAGCUGGAGGGCAUCCUCAAGCAAAUGCGAGAAGCUUCAGACAAAAGAAAGGAGUUGGAACGUGAGCACACAGAAGCACUUACUCAGCUAAGAGAAAAACAAAAUGAAAUCCAACGUAAACUUGGAAACACCAAUGACAAGACUAAAGCCUAUGAGAGUAUUGAGAGUUUACAGUCUAAGAUCCGAGAGCUUGAAAAGAAGGCUGAAUUGCAGAACGUUAGACAUGAGGAACUUAUGUUGGAAAUGGCAGCUAUCAAGCGGACAGCCCAGAACAAGACGGAGAGAAGCAACAAUUCAACAGCCGGGUGGAAGAAAAGUGGCCUUCACCAGGAGGCCCAAACCCCACCUGACUCUGUUCCUUCUACCCCAGAGUUAAACUGUGUGGACCAGUCUACACCAAUAACUUCAAGUGGUCUGGACAGUUACCUGGAGCAACAGCAACAACGCACCACCUCCAUAAAACUCAGGAGCCAAACUUCCGGAUUUCACCAGUUCGGGUGUACCCCUUAUACCCUGCCCUCAGGGAAUGUUGUUUCAUUGCUUGACACAUCAUUCCAAUCCUCCAAUAUCCAUAUAGAUCCUCAGUACUUCCUUCCCGGGAACAACAACCAAUUGUGGUCAGCGGCUUUGCCCUAUUGGGUUCCAACCGAAGGACCAUUGAGGAUGUGUUUGGGGGCGGUAGGCGUCGGUGGCAGCGGUGGUGGUGAUGGCGGUGUGUCUGCGUCACCUGCAGCAGUCUCCAGUAGUGGCGGAUCCUCCUCUGGCUCUGGUGGCCAUUCCCUACAGCCGACUGCUGCCAUUUCCUCAGAGAUCGACCGAAUCAUGGCCAAAAUUGACCAAGACAACAGAAUCUUAGCGGAGCUCGACAAAACUCGAUCUACAAUAGCAGGUCUUCCAAGCAGUGUGGUGCCAGAUCCUCUGAGCAGGCAUACAAUAACAGGCACCCUGCCUACAGAGCCUAACUAUGUUGUGCCUACCAUGGGUCUACCGAUCCUGCCCUCACUGCCACACCAACUUCCUCUUUUACCUCAUCAAACAGGGGUGGUACAGCCCAUGCAGCCUUUUCAGUUCCUGGCCCAAACGACCCAGCAGCUGCUCCCUACCCAGCCCCUGCUGGUCCCCCAUCAUACGGGACGGCUCAUGCCUCAAAUCCCUACCAUUGUCACCUCACAAUAUGAGCUGGAGAGUAGAAACAAUUAUUUAAAUGGAAACAUACCAUCAGGAGUGUUCAACACAUUAACGGACCAACAACAGAGUCAGGACAAGGUGGAUAUGUUAGACAUCCCAGGCAAGGGUCGGUGCUAUGUAUAUAUUGCUAGAUAUUCUUAUGACCCAUUUCAACAGUCCCCAAAUGAGUGCCCUGAAGCAGAACUAGCUGUUAAUGCUGGGGACUACCUUCUCGUCUGGGGAAACAUGGAUGAGGACGGGUUUUAUGACGGGGAACUGCUGGACGGGCGGCGCGGGCUUGUGCCUUCCAACUUCAUACAGAAGCUUGUUGGAGAUGAUCUGCUUGAGUUUCACCAGUCAGUGAUUCAGGGUUUGCGAGAUUGUGAUGACAGUGCCUCUACAAAUAUUCCUCAGGACCUUGAUUAUCAUCAACUCAACUCAGGAAGUGCCAAGAGGAAAAACAAGCGAAUCCUUCCAGGCAAUCAAGAGUACAGCAAACGGAUAGUCACAGAUAUUGAGCUGGUGGAUGCAUUGGAUGAUGAGGAAGAGGAGGCUCAUACUGGUGAAGGACCAGUCCCUGCACCCAAGCAACUGACUCUGGAGCGCCAACUGAACAAGAGUGUGCUGAUUGGCUGGAACCCACCAGAGAUGGCAACGUCACCGCCAAUAGACUGCUACCACGUCUAUGUCGAUGGUGUACUGAAGGUGACAGUAAAAGCGACUGAACGUACCAGAGCCCUGGUGGAAGGUGUCGACUCCAAUCGGCCCCACAGGAUAAGUGUAAGAUCAGUGACAGCAAACAGGAGAACAUCAAGAGAUGCUGCCUGCACCAUGGUCAUCGGAAAGGAUGUUCCUCUAGGACCCUCACAGGUCAAAGCGAGUAGAGUGACUGCUACAUCAGCUGUUAUCUCAUGGCUGCCUAGCAACAGCAACUACCAACACACAGUUUGUGUCAACAAUGUUGAAUUGCGCACAGUCAAACCUGGAGUAUAUAGACAUACUAUUACAGGCCUUGCUGCAAACACUAUAUAUAGAGUAACAGUGAGGGCAAAAAACAUUAGAGCACCUCAUUUUGAUGAAAAGGCAAAUAUAUCGAUUGAGAGGUACUCCUGCCAUAUAGACUUCCGCACACUUCCUAAAGGCUGCAAAGGGUUACCUGAACCACCAGUUGAUAUCCAGGUUGAGCCAGGGCCACAGGACGGUACGCUACUGGUCACAUGGCAGCCUGCCACGCCCACCUCCACUGCCACCAACUCCCUUAUCACCGGUUAUGCUGUCUACGCUGAUGGCAAGAAGGUCACUGAUGUUGACAGCCCAACAGGAGACCACGCUCUCAUUGAUAUCAACAAACUGUUGAGUCUCAAUCCAAAACAAGUAACAGUUCGCACAAAGUCUAGGGAUAAUCAGUCUUCUGACAGUGUGCCUACCCCCAUCCCAGCCAGUGUGUUAAAAGGGAAACAGCAUUCCAAUAAGGAGGAGGAACGUCGGAGGUAUGGCUCAUCUGUGCCAGCUCACAUGCGUCAUCAUCAGCACCACCGCACUGGCACAGGUGGCCAGGUUAUCAUAGAGACAGAAGAGAAUCUCAGUGACAAGGAGAUCUACCCCUCCAACCACAUGAGUAUUCCUGCUAUAGCAGAAAUUACUAAGGACACGGGGAGUGAAGGGAAUUUCAGUGAAGAGGAUUACAUGGACAGCAGACGUGGAGGAGGAGGAAGAACACACCAUCAGCAUCACUAUGACUCUCACCGAGGACAGAGGCCUUACGGAUCAAGGCCAUCAGGUCCUCAGCAUCAUGGCGCAGCACGUUCUCCCCAGCGCCGGGAUGACAGAGAUCCAUACUACACAGACAGAAGACACCAAGAACGAGGAGGUUACCGAGGUAGUGGUGGUGGCGCUAGGGGCGGACCCUCAACGCAACAACCCCGUGACAAGCGAGUGCGUUGGUUCAUGGCUCUGUUUGAUUAUGAUCCUACAACCAUGUCUCCCAAUCCUGAUGCCUGUGAUGAGGAGUUGCCUUUUUCAGAAGGUGACUCAAUAAAGGUGUAUGGAGAGAAAGACACAGAUGGCUUUUACUGGGGAGAGUGUCGAGGCAGGAGAGGAUAUGUUCCACACAAUAUGGUUGUUGAAGUUCAGCAAGGUUUUGAGGGAGGUAAUAUGGCACGAGAAGGUGGAAGAUCAAGAGAUCGUUGGGGUGAUAUAUACGCCAAUAUGCCAGUUAAAAAAAUGAUUGCCUUGUAUGAUUAUGACCCACAAGAGCUAUCACCAAAUGUUGAUGCAGAGCAGGUGGAGUUGUCAUUUCAAACGGGGAACAUAAUAUUCGUGUACGGUGACAUGGAUGAUGAUGGUUUCUACAUGGGAGAGUUAGACGGGGUGAGAGGAUUGGUGCCAUCCAACUUCCUGACAGAGGCUCCUGCGGAUUUCACUAAUGGUGCAGGGCCUCCUCGGGGCAUGGCAGGUCACAGUUCCAGAGGGGGAGCAGGUAGACCGGCCCCUAUGGACCGAGGCCACGGACCCGGGGCGAGGGGUCCACCUCCACCACCUAGAGAGGGUAUGCCCCCAAGAAUGGAUCCUCGAGACCGAAGAAAAGAUGCCUGCCCUGUACCCCCACAAGUAGAUGGCCGGCAGGAUGGUAGAAUGGGUGUGGGAAUGGGGAGUAGUGGACCAGCCACCACCACAACAGCUGAUAGCCGAGCCUCCCAGCCUCCAGUCACCAGCAAGUAUAAAGCCCCACCUAACCCCAUCCUGCCCCCGGCCGGUGCCGACAAAACUCCGGUGCCUCCACCACAGGCCCCCACCACUGAGCCACAGAUGCCUAACCUCAUGCAGAAGCUCACAGAGAUGACUGGAGGGGACAAUUCAGUUGAUCACAUUCUUUCUAAGGGCAAAGAACUGAUUUUUAUGAAAUUCGGAUUGGGAAAAUGAGUCCCACUGCUACAUUGUCUUACUGCCUUUCUAUUAUUUCUCUACAGCUUUCAGAUCUUCCAUAAUAAGCAUUUUUGUGUGGCAAUAAUUCAACUGUAUCCUUCUCGUAACCUAAACAGAGAUGGGAUUGUAAGACCAAAUUAGUACAUAUUAAUAUAAUAAAAUUUGUAAAACAGCUAUAUAGGCUUGAGAUGUAUGGAAUGCGCCAAAGUUACCUUAUAAUGAUAUCUUUAACGCUUGCUUCGCCUCUCAUAAUUUAUUAACCUUUAUAUAAGAUAAAAGUUAAAAUUUAUCAAUUCUGUUAACAAUCCUAUACAUUUUGUCAAAUGUCAAAUAGUUAAUCCAUUCGUACUCAUCUUGUGUAUGUGUUCCACGUACAAUUAACGAAUGAGCAUGUCCCUUAAAUAUAAAAUCAAAUUAAAGAAUAAUACAGUAAAACAAACAUUUAGUAAUGUUAUUUGAGUAGUCGCAGUAAAGGUGAAACAUCAGAUUAAAUAGCAUGCUCUCCUCAGAGAUAGUUCACAACUUUAUUACUUGUGUAUCAAGUUGCAAAGGAAUAAUGAAACUUUCCAUAAUAUCACCUACACAAAAAAUUAGCUCCUGAUUGCAUCCUUUGUGCCAUUAUUAUGAUUACCAUUGUAAUGAUCUUGAUUAGUAACUGUAGUUUUUCACACUAGAUAUUUUACUGUAUAAAAAAAUUGUUUCGAUAAUUAAUUAAUUACAUCGUUAAAAUUUAUAAUGAAUUAUCAAUAAUUGACAAAAUAAUGUUACAGUAUUCAUUUUAGACAGUUUUUAUGUUUUACCAAGUUUAAAUUAUAAAGUAAAGCAAGUUCUAAAGUAAAUAAAAUUAACACUACAUCUUUAUUAUGUGAAAAAUUCCCUGAAAACUAAUUCAUUUGAACACUCUAUUUUCUACAAAUAUUACAAUUUUAUUACUGCUUAGUUUGUUUUAAAAUGAACUCCUUCACUUUAAAAUGUGAAGUUCGAAUUACAAGCACUAUCUCUUUUACUUAAUGUUAACAAGAGCCUGCUUCUAUUUUAUGUACAAGAAGUGUAUUAACUGUUUGACUUUUGAAACAUGUUAUAUUUUUCUGGAAGUGUUUAUGUAUGAGUGACAGAGUGUUCUUAAUCCAACAUCCAAAUGUAUUUUUUUUCUUUUUAUGUCUACAAAUUCUGAAAAAAAUCCCUGCUGAUGAUAUUUAUGGUGCAUUUAUGAAUGUUAAUAGUUUAUGACAAUAAUAAUAUUGUACACAUAUAAAGGACAACGCUAUAACUUCCAUUCCUUCAUUUUAGUAUCCUGAGAAAGGUAUUUAAGCAUCAAAUUAAAUUAUUAACAAAUAUUCUUACGUGUUGAACAUUGUAUAGUCUCGGUUGAGUAGAGAUAAUCGUUUUAUAACAUGUACAUGAUCUGUUAAAUUUUGUUAUGUUUAGAAGGAAUGAUCGAUUACAAGUAAGACUGCUGAUAGUUGGAUGAUUGUAGAUUUAUUUUAGUUUGUAUAUAGUCACUGUUAAUCACUGUAUUACAAUCUUGCCAUGUGUUCUUGAGUGAGAAAUUUAUUUGACACUAGUUUUAAAUUUUGUAACAUUAUUUGACAGCUAUUAACCAAUCAAUAGGCAACAUAAAUUUUUGUUUUCAGUAUUCAAGAUGUAUGAACUCAGAUUACAUAUCUCAGGUUUUACAAUCUUUCCUUACUGAUCAUUCGUAUAUACCAUAAUAUGUAUCAUAUAUUAUCAGAUAUAUAUAAGAUAUUGUAUUAUAAUAAUAUGACAGUGACAUUACUAAAUAAUAUAAUCAAGCUACAAGCGUAUUAUUGACAGCUGGAAACGUCGGUUGUAUUCAUCAAUAAUUAAAAUUUACUAAUUAAUGUUGUCAAUUCUAAAACACUUCAAACGUUUAAGUUUAUUUAUUAUUUUUUUUCUUAUUAAAUAGUGGUACGUAGCAAAAGAAAAGCCAGUAAAUUAAGGCUUUUUUAAUUCUAGAUGAAAGACGCCAUGGAUUUCAACUAAAUAAAACAUAUACAUAUGCCUUAGGUAAUGUUAUAUUGAGAUUUUUAAAACCUGUUGCCAAAAAUAAAUUCAUAAACAAAAACACAAGCCUUUCUUUUACAUUUUUAUAUCUAUAAAAGCUUAGGUUUUUUGGUUGAAAAAUUCAGUGCCUGUCAGACUACCAAGAGACUACAAUAUUUUCAACUCAUUCCAAAUUUGUACAAAACAAAACAUUAGGACUGAAUGUUAUUAUCAUCUCAAAGAAAUUUUCAACUAUACUUAAUGUUAAUGAGUACCAAUAGGAAUGUGGAGGGGAUGCUACCAUUAAACAAUUUGACGACUGUGCUGUGGUCCUUUUGUGCUGAAAUUUGUAUAAUUACACAAAUUAUGUGUUGAUGCUUAAUAUAUAAGAAAUAUUGUCCUUCACAAUGUUGGAUCAUUAUUUCUUUAUCAGAAGUAGGAUAAGAUGCAAAUAGACUUUAUAGAAAAGAUUGUAGGAUUGCUGGUAGGAUUGCGGUACUGUCUUGUAAAGUCUUUUGAUAGGAGCUUUGGACAAUCUAGAAAUAUAAGAAAAGUUUUAGUAAACAUAAAUUGAUCAUCAUUAUUACAUUCUCUCUAUUUUUCCCAAUUGUGAGACUAAAUUGGAAACUAGUCACUAUUGAAAUUGGGGGCACUUAUUGUUUCCCCUUAUAGUUAAAUGAGUGUUUAUUUUUUUAACUUACACUUUAUGUACUAAUUUUUAUCAUAAUGAACUUUUUCAAUGAUUAUUAACAUGUUAUAUUUGCAUCUCAAUAAUUUAUUUUCAUUGUUAAAACUUUGGUGGAUUGAUAGAAAGUAUAUCAUUUGUAUGUAUAAAAACGGAAGUCGAGACUGAAAAAGUCCCUUUUAUUAUAAUUUACCAAGUUUUAUACUAUAUUCUACAUUCAAUAUAUGCUUCUCUACACCGUCCUAAGCAAAUUUUUUAAUUGCAUCGAUAUUAAAUUUAACAAUAUUUAAUUAAUUGAGAAAGUAAAUAUACUCCUGUCAUUUAUUUACUUACAACAAAAAAAUCAUAUACAUUUUGAACUAGCUUGGUACACGGAGGAUCUUAUUGAAAAAUAUUACUUUUGCUUUUUUAUGGUCCAUGGAGGAGUAAUUUUAAGAAUUUGUCUAGUUUUAAAAGUUUAAUUGACAUUGAAAAGCCUGUUCUUAUUUGUAUGAAGGACAUUUGUAUGAUGUGAUUGUGGGUGCCCUGUCUAUUACUGUUACUGUUUUCCUACAUAAAAGUACACAUUUUUUUGUUGUAUUAAAAAAAUUCUGUUAGUUUAUAAACUUAUUAUUCUUUUUAUUCAAUCAACAUAACAGUUAAAGUUUUCUCUUAAGAGCAAGUAAAACUGCCUCUUGGUAGAUUAUUAGCUGUCAGAUUCUUUUGAGGUUUAAAAUAUUUCUUGUUCUUCGAAUGGAUAUUUCAUCAAUCAAGAGUUUAAAUUUGUUUCAAGGAUCUAAACUUAAAUCCGUCAACAAUAAAUAUCUGUAUUCCCUUUUCUGUAUAUUUUAUUUAUUUAUCUUCUAGAAAUUAACUAUUUCUUGCAUAUCAAGUCAAACAGAAUAUGUGAUUACAAUACUGAAUGUAAAGUUUGAUUAAGGGUGUUGGUUGAUUCAUAUCAAAGAAUUUAGAGUGAAAGUGCAGUAUAGUACCGUACGAGUAAUGGUGUGAGAUGUGAUGCCUUGAAAGAGACACCUAUCAUAUCAGUAAUCUGUAUAUAUUGGCUUGUUUCAGUUCAUUGCCAAUCUAGGAAUGAUGCAUAGGCAGUUAAGCUUAAGAAUUUGAUAAUGUAGUAUAUUAUAAUUAGCUAUGCAAAUUAGGCACAAACAUUUUUAAAGUCAGCAGAUGUAUAUCGACUAGCAAAUUUUAUUCUAAGAGCAUUCUUACCUGUGUUAAUUUUAUAACUUGUGUACAUUGAACAAACAAAAUUAAUAUUUUUCUCUUUAAAUGCACACUCUUCCCAGCACAAAAUACUCAUAAACCAGUACCAAACCUACACAGUUUGUUGUUACAAGAAAUACCUUUUAUGUAUUUAAUCUGUUUGGUCCAUAAUCAACUUGUCAUAGCGAACUAAAUAAUGUUUUAUACUUUAGUAAUCAGUAAUGUAUGUAGAUAUUUCUAGUUUCUACUUCAUACGGUACUGGUUAGCAGAACAGUCGUGAAUUCGUCCAAAUUUAUCUAACCACGAGAAAGUACUCAAAUAAUUCACCAAAGACCAUGUUUUUCCAAACUUACAAAUCAACUAUAACAUAAUGUUAUUGACUCUUUUUUAAUCUAACCAUUUCCUAUAUGUUAAGUAUUGAAUAGUUAAUGGCUAGACACAUCUUUUGUUCUAAGACAAUCAUUUUCUCAAAUAAAGAUUCACCCAAGUAUGCUGUUAUACCGUCAUUUAUAGUUUAUGUAUAAUUUUGCUAUAAUGAAUACCAUUUUUGUACAUAACAAAAUUCUUAAUGUAAAUACUAUGAUGUGUUUAUGUAUAUGUUGUUAUAUAUUAAUACAGAAAACUACCUUCCAAAUAUUUCUUUAAAUUUAUACACAUACAAAGGUAUUAGGCACAGUAGAAACAAAUAGAAUUUGGUUUUUAUUAAGUUUUAAUUGAAUAAUAUGAUUAUUAUUAGUAUUAUAAUUUAAAUAGUCCAGUAUACCUUUGCGCAUUUAGUACAUUAUAUUUUUAAAUUAGAUGUUUGAAGUAAGUUAAACUGAAAUUCUUAGUCUUAGACAUGUAAAUCACCUAUAUAAGGAAUUUGAAUGCAUUCUAUAUUAAUUCAGUAACAUUUCUAAAAGUUACUAU
This is a messenger RNA of Homalodisca vitripennis (glassy-winged sharpshooter), 9298 nucleotides long. It is a transcript of the gene Rbp, whose product is annotated as RIMS-binding protein 2. Bases 432 to 4496 code for a protein of 1354 amino acids. Gene Ontology annotation, molecular function: protein binding. The transcript has 30 exons. The record is from RefSeq and is a predicted model, not a curated record. Lineage: Eukaryota; Metazoa; Arthropoda; Insecta; Hemiptera; Cicadellidae. Gene Ontology annotation, biological process: neuromuscular synaptic transmission.